UAUGGACUGACUGAAAACACGACGGUGUGCGCCGCCUCUGUCAGAUUAACAACGGCGAAAAGUACCUUGCAACAUGUAGCAACUCCUGCAUGGAAUAUAACAGAAACUCCCAGUAGUAACACCACUUCUACUGCAUCUUCUAACAAAACAUGGACAAGGCAGAAAAAACAAGUCGACCCUGCGGCUAUUUUUUUGGCACAUAAAAGCUCUUGUAGAAGAAGCCCAGCAUUACUCCGACAAAACCAGCAAACCAACUUACCCUAUAUGGACAAUUUUGGACUGAGUUUUUGGAUGGUUGACGAAUGCCCGUCAUCUUGGAAAGAAGAGGAAAGUCGCAUCAAGUGUACUGAUGCAUCAAAUGCCAGUCUCUCAGAGGACGCCAUCUUGCAGCGGCCAGUCACCGACCCAGCUACAAUGCUCACCUUCAGAAACAAGUACUGUGCAGCGUGUAAUGGUAUCGCAAACGGCUGGGACCCGUGGGAACUUGUCGUCUUCUGCCUGGGGGAAGACGCUGGGCAUUUUGCUAAUUGCAGGUCCUCAUCUUGUGUUAUAAGAAAACUGGAAGCUGUCGGUUGCAGUGGUACGUUUGAGCCCAAACAGGAGUGGAAUGUGAAGACGUGCUUCCGGGACGUUGAGAACCCUGCGUUUGGUCCUUGUCGGUUCAGAUAUACCAAUGGAAGUCCAUAUCGUUUGCCUCGUCCACUUCCUCUGCACUCAGCCUUACGAGAUGCCUGUAUGGCGUACAACAACCCUGUUGUCAUAAGCGGCUCGGAUCAAAGUUACAAGAACGUUCACUGUAUACUUUGUUAUGUAGGUCCAGUUAAAGUCUGCGAAGAUCAGAGCUCCGCAACGUCGAAUUCGAAAUUCGAUGGCUUCUCUUUCCGCUCUCUGUUGCACGUCGGAGAUCAAGACAGAAAACAAAUGAACGACCUCAUGGAUUUGGCUAUAGAUCAGGAGCUUUGUCCCAUUGGGUAUGUUCCAGAUGACCAGGGCUGCCGCCCUAUUCUGUAUAAUUUCACGGUAUUAAAGUCAACGGUUUACUUGAAUUUUGAACCCUGCGGCUGGAUUCCAACAGCGGGGAAUGGUUGUACGAAUAUAGUCCGUGAUGGUCGAAUGAGAAAUGUACUGCAAACCGUGAAUGCGCGUAUUGUUUCCUGCAGUCCGAAACACAGCGGGGAGAACUCGUCCUUCACUUUCCUCGUUCAAACUUUGCUCAUCCUUCACGCGAGACUUGCAAACUACGAGGAAGGUCGUAACGUUUUCGACCAAGUACAAACAUGGAUGGAAAACGCUCUGCGAAAUGUGCAGUUGGAUAUUCCCGGUGGACCCGUAGGGAUACGUACAGCGUCGUUCUCUGCUUGCUCGGCGAACGCCACGAAAGACGGCUCCGUGACGCCAUUUUAUGGUGCGACCACGAUCUCAACCCCAAAGCAGAACCGAGGAAACAUUCAAGCCGGUACCAAAAGACUUUUGAUGCUAAUGGCGAUGGUGACAGCGGUUUGGGCUUUCUAGGUAUGAAAAAAGAAGCCCAUUAAAGGAUAAAUGUAGGGUUGGGCACUGAUUUGGCCUUGUGAAUAAACACUUGGAUAUUUAAAUAUAAAUUGUUGUAAUUUUUUUGUUUAGUUAAAUAAUAACGGUUAUAUCAUCUAUUUGAUUUUUUUUAUUUGCCCAGAACUUUGGCGUUUUAAAAGGUACAUACGAAUCGAGCAUCGGUGGAGCGUGGAUUUCCAGUAACGCAAGUAAACCACUUCUACUAUAGUUUCUUAUACG
Molecule: messenger RNA, 1770 nt
Organism: Lingula anatina
Lineage: Eukaryota; Metazoa; Brachiopoda; Lingulata; Lingulida; Lingulidae
Source: RefSeq, a predicted model, not a curated record